Messenger RNA from Hyalella azteca, 1725 nucleotides. Its product is annotated as UDP-glucosyltransferase 2. NCBI's taxonomy places the organism in Eukaryota, Metazoa, Arthropoda, Malacostraca, Amphipoda, Hyalellidae. The coding region runs from base 67 to 1725 and encodes 552 amino acids. Gene Ontology annotation, molecular function: UDP-glycosyltransferase activity. The record is from RefSeq and is a predicted model, not a curated record. The transcript has 9 exons.
CCCUCAUCUGGCGGUGGUCGUUUGCAACGCUCUGGAGUAACAGUUUGUGCCUACAGACCAUUCAACAUGAAGGCGAUGCUGUUGGUGGUAUUGGCCACAUUGUUGGUCGAAACUACGGCCAUAAGCAACAUGACUCGUCAAAUCAACUCGCGGUUGGGUCCUUCACUUCAGUCCUACAAGAUUUUGUUCAUUCCUGCCUCCAUAUACAAAAGCCACUAUGCCAUCCUUCAGCCUUUGAUAUCAACCUUGGCGGAGAGAGGACACAAGGUCUCCGUACUGAGUCACGUCUGCCUCAGUCAACGUCAUCCUAACGUCUCGUACUACGACUAUGAAUAUGAUUUGGACGAAUUUUUCAACAUGGACCAUUUUAGACUUAUUUACGAACAUGUAAAAUUCGUCAGUGACCUCGCCGAUUUCAGCAGCCACUUUGCUACGAAGAUCUACGAUGACCCGGUCGUGAAAUAUAUCCUUGCCAAAAAGAACGAGUUCGACCUCGUCAUCUCCGACAAUUUGGCAUUUUUGGUUACCUACCCCUUUGCGGUGAAUAUGACCCACAUCUUGUUUUCCGCAUCGUAUCUGAACUCCGUGACGAGUGCUUACCAGGGUAACGUCUUCAACCCUGCAGCGGUGUCAAACGGCGUCACGGAUUACCCUAAACCCUACUCAUUCCUAAGCCGAGUCAAGAAUAUUUUGGUUACCCUUGGCUUAGCCUACCUUUGGCUUUGGAGUGUCAGGUCGCCAGCUGAAGAAGCGAUAUCCAAGAUCUUCCCAGGCUUGCCUUCUUCCUAUGAAGUUGAACGGAACGCAAGUCUAAUAUUCGUCCACUCACACCUUGCCCUAGACGGAGCCUUUCCUCUCUUGCCGAACCAAAUAAUGUUGGGAGGCAUGGUAGCUCGAGACCCUGAACCCCUUCCUAAGGAUCUGCAGGAAUUCUUAGCUGGAGACAUCCCUGCUGUCUACAUGAGUACGGGAACUUACUUGACAGUCUCAAGUUUUCCGGAUCAGUUCAAAAAUAUUUUCAUCUCACUGUUUCCGAAAUUGCCAUAUAAAGUUCUCUGGCGCAACCCAAGCGAUGAAGUUUUAAACUCCUCAAACCUGAUGGUUCGCAAUUGGUUCCCACAACAGGAUAUUUUAGCCCAUCCCAACUUGCGUCUUCACAUAAGUCACUGCGGAUUGAGUGGCAUGCAAGAGUCGAUCUACCACGUAGUUCCCGUACUCUGCUUACCCAUCCACGGCGACAAUUACAAGACCGCGCCUUUUGUACAAGACGAAGGGAUCGGAAUGAGCUUAUCUUGGCUUACACUUACUGAACAAACGCUCAACGAGUCCAUUCACACUAUCAUCAAUGAUAACAGGUUCAGAAAACGAAUGGAGUUAAAGUCACGCAUAUUCCGGGACCAGCCGGAGCCCCCUUUGCAGCGCGCCGUAUACUGGACGGAGUACGUGGCAAGAUAUAGGGGGGCGCCGCACCUGCAAGCCAGCAGCCGGAAUCUCAGCUGGAUCGCCUACGCCAACUUAGAUAUUUUGGCCGCACUAGGCUUCUGCAUCAUCUUCAUAGUUUACUGCACCGCUGUGAUAUCUCGUUACAUCUAUAAAAUGUUCACCGGCAGUGUUAAAAACAAAAUUCAAUCGGAAAAUAAAUAUAAUAACCAUAAAUUUAAAAGCUCACGUGACCUGCUCGAUGGUGAUGAUCCCGGUGGAAUUGAAAGACCAGGCCAGUGGUGA